Pyrenophora tritici-repentis Pt-1C-BFP is the source of this 3315-nucleotide messenger RNA. RefSeq lists its product as uncharacterized. The record is from RefSeq and is a predicted model, not a curated record. NCBI's taxonomy places the organism in Eukaryota, Fungi, Ascomycota, Dothideomycetes, Pleosporales, Pleosporaceae.
UUUGAAAAUCAAGGUAGAAUCGAUAUCACCAACAUACCGACUCUCCCUCGACUCCUACGUGAGAGUCAGCGCUCCCUCAGCUUGGUACUCCCAGUACUCUAGCUGUGUACGCUCUCCUCUGUCCCAGCGCUCCCCCAGCUUGGUACUCCCAGUACUCUAGCUGUGUACGCUCUCCUCUAUCCUAGCGCUCCCCUAGCUUAGUACUCCCAGUACUCUAGCUAUGUACGCUCUCCUCUCUUGUUGUCCCCGCUCCGUUCCUCCGCUCCUGCCUCCUUGUCUGUGUCCUAUUCAGGGCUCCAGACCCUAACACCCUUAUUCUCCCCCAUCGUUAUAUAAGCCUUUGCUUCUUUGCGUUUAUUUAACGAAAUCCUUUGGAAAGAAGAUAAAAAUCGAUCGAGAAAUCGGGUGGGGGUAGGUGGGUAGCGUUCGAGAGAGUAAAAAAACUUCGAGCACCGUCAAACGGUAGGUUUUCGAGUUUAAGGAAUUGAAAGUAGCUGUCGAACUGUAGCUACUAGUUUAAAAAGAAGGUCUCGAAAGGUUACUAUCGAUAGGCAGGCAAUUCGAGUUGUUUUCGGAAGAAUCGAUGGUUACCGUCGGUAGGUAGGUAUUCGAAUCGUUGUCAAAAGGUUGGUUGAAAAGGGAUAGAGCAACCAUUGCUCUCUUCGACUCGCGCGUCGGAAUUGGGUAUAACUCGCCCAAGGUAUCUUCGAGACGCUCCCAGCUUCUCCGGACGAUAGUCCAUUUUUCUUCGGACUUAAUACCCUUCGCGGUAGCCAGGGCGACGGCCCAGUGUCUUCAGGACUUAAUACCCUUCGCGGCAGCCAGGGCGACGACCCAGUGUCUUAGAAUAUAGAAGGCGACGACCUCCUGGGUUGUUCUGGCGUAGACACGCAUAUACCAGCUUGCUGCCCAUAUCGAAGAAACGACACUCCGGACACUCACAAUGCACACGCAAGCGCGUAAGCCGGGCUCAUAACCUGUUGAGAAAGAAUGACUCUCUCAGUCAUGGCAUCAUACGGGCAAGACGUUACCUACUCUGGCGAUCGCAACACUGACUUUACUCUGACUACGCGCACAAUGGGGCGCUACGAAACGAUCAAGGCGCAUACAAACGUGGCCAUUUCCUGGAUAGUGGAGACGGCUUGCGCCCACGGAAAUGGUGUGCGCGCUUUUGAUGAUACACAAGACCAGGGAGCCACAUCCACCAGUGUAGGUAGCACGGUCCCAAAACCCGGCCGCCUCAAAGGAAAGGCCCGCAAAGAAGCGAAGCAAAAUGCUCAGAAAUCGGCCGGAACGACAACAUACAGGGUCUCUACUGAGGAGAUAUUACGUCAGGGUCAAUACCUGCAGGAUCUUGGCGUGACCAUCGUCAUGUUGAGUAAUGUGUGGUGUUCAUUCAGAGAAGCUGUUCGGGGCCGUCAGAAAUACGCCGACAAAUUCGCACAGGAGCAACCGGAACACCAAGGCAACGCCGGACACGUAUACUUUCUCGAUGUGCUACGUCGAGUUACAGAAAUGCUGUCAGAGGUCAUUCAAGUUCAAAGGAUCUCUUCUAGUCAAAAUGAAACACAAGAAAACAGCUCUAGAUUCUCCAACUUGUUUGAAGCCCUGAGCAUUGACGAAGUCGAUGAACCGAUCGAGAGCCAACCUCAUGAUGACCCGGUCACUGAUGACUCGGCUCUUAAGGAAUCGAAUAAGCCUUCGACGACACGUUAUGAGCCAGCCAUUGAUGUAUCAGAGGAGCUCAACCUCCGUUGGUAUUGCUUUCGCGAUGAAGUAAUUUCUAUAACUGGGUGGGUAUCCCAGAUGUGGGCAGGCUAUACGAAAUCCGGCAAUAUCAAGGACCUAUGGCUUGUCACACUGCUAUCCGACCUAGCCAUUGAAAUGAUCUUCAAACUAUAUGAAGAGCUACCCGAGAAGUUAAAAACGGAUGAAGAAUCGACCAAAGUGUACGUCAGCGAACUUUCAGUGGAGCUGCGGGCUCGUCGCGACAAGUGGGAAACGGGUAGUUUCCAUUCCAUCAGCAAGGCUAGUCUCGACCAGAUCUCACGGUCGAUCAGUGCCAACCUAGGGGCCAGUGGCUUUCAAUUUCCGCGCGCUAUUGCGAGUCACAUGUUGUUAAAUAUUAUCAACGCAUGUAGUUCGAAUAUUGAAGUACCUUUUCAUUGGGCUAAAAAGCUUGCAGAAUUCCGCACUAGACAGUUGGAGCUUUUCGGGGUUGACAGGGUGAUAUAUCCUCCACCUACAAUUAUCUUGGCCAAGGAAUACGAUGCUCUGGUCUCAUGGACACGGAAUUGGCCUGGUCAGGCGACGAGAUACGCAGCAAUUCGAAACAUCGACUCGAUUCAUCCUCUCGCUGGAUACCAUCGCGACAUGUGGAAGCAUUUCGACAUGCCCAUCGCUGUUAAGGAGAAUGUCUGUGAACAGUAUUCUCAUCUUCCCGACCACGAAGGAGAUCAACAAGCGCGUUUGAAGUACAGCGAAAACUUCAUCAUGCCACUAGAAGAUCCCAACUUCUUGCGCAAGAAAAACCCGCUUUUGUUUGCAAUGUGCCACCUCUACGACGCCCUUCGACAGCUUGGUUACCUAGAUACUGCGUGGGUGCAACUCGACAAAGUGAUGAGCUUGCACAUCAGCUCACUGUUUCUCGGCCAAGUUCGAACAGAAAGUCCGCGAUCAAUGGCAAACCGCGCUUUUCUCGACUGUGGGGCACCUCCUGAGCUUUUUCGAUCGUCUGGUUCCAAUAGGAACCGUCGUGAAAAGAAUUUCGAGAAGCUUUUGGUAAAGAGUACGAACAAGUCGGGUGCUUUUGAUUGGUCGCCGAUGAUGGCCAUCGUCGCAGACCACCUUCAUGACCGAGAGCCGCUGCGACGCACGUUGUUUCGCUUGGAUGAAGAAAUGGUGGCACAAGAGUCCAAAGCAACUGGACGCUCAAACACAAAGUCUUUCCUUGAAAACAGUGAUCCCAUCGCCUUUCUCGAACGUCUGCGCGAUCAAGUCAAGCAUUUCAACCUUCACUUUGCAGCAGACUACUAUGGGCCGGUCCGCACUUGCGGCGGGCUAUUUGAGACCAUGGUACCAGACGAUGAACAGCAAAAGGGACAUUCGGUGCAGAACCCGGCCACUGCAGACCUAUGCGCAGUCUUGUCAAUAUUGGGGGAACUUGCGGUAUUGAGCGAGAGGGCUCGUCCAGGUACGCCUGCUGAGAAGUCGCCUGUUGCUACGCAUAUCGCCGGCGUUCUGAAGAACUACAUCCAAGGCGGUAUGAGUGUUGCUGAGCUACAUUCUAAGUUCAAAUACAGAGAAUCCGAGUAG